Patiria miniata (bat star) is the source of this 1122-nucleotide messenger RNA. RefSeq lists its product as uncharacterized. The record is from RefSeq and is a predicted model, not a curated record. The transcript is spliced from 3 exons. The coding region runs from base 1 to 1122 and encodes 373 amino acids. NCBI's taxonomy places the organism in Eukaryota, Metazoa, Echinodermata, Asteroidea, Valvatida, Asterinidae.
AUGGUGUCGGGAGGGAAACGGGUGGAGGGGGCAUGGAUGGACGAGUGGAAGGGUGCAACGGGUCUCCCCAACUGCCCUUGUAACAAUAACGAAAAAAUCAAGUACCGACCCUACAUCUAUGACGAUCAACUACUCGGCGUGCGUUGUACUAACUCAGCCUGCGGUCAAGAGUGGCUACAGGAGCGAUUCUUGUAUCAUCCAGACGAAGAUAACACCCGCCCGUCCGUAAACGUCGAGGAUGUCACCCUCAAGCAACAACUCAAGAUAGUCACUGAGAGCAAUACCUCCUUCCAGGUAAAAUAUAGUCGCACCAAAAUCGAGAAUUUUCAGUCCCUGUGCAAUAUCCUAAAGGUGGGGGAUCACAUCACUUGGCAUCGCCCUUUGGGCUACUGGCAUCAUGCCAUUGUGUCAGAAAUUGAUUACGCUGGGGGGAGCGUUAUGGUUUUUCAGUGGUGCAAAUCGGACAAAAAUGUGCUACUGCUACAAAUCACACACAAAUGGCUUGACCUAAACCAAGAAUGGGGAGAAUUGUUUCGUAUCGAUUACCCUGACGAGAUAACUCAAGUUAACCCGUCUGAGUUGGUAAUUGCUCGGGCUAGAUCUAGGUUAGAAGACACUGGUUACAGUCUGUUUAAUGAUAACUGCGAAACGUUUGCGACAUGUUGUAAGACAGGGCUUGCAGAAAGCUGCCAGGUUGUCUGGUUAUUCCAUAAGCUGAAAGCGAUUAUGUUUACAACCACAGUCAAGGCCGUCGGAACUGCAAAAGAAUUUUUUGCCGAGAUCCUAGAGAAAAAGUCCUAUUCACUGUGGAUUGCUAUCUUUGUUGAGUGCGGCUUUUGCGUGUACGAUGUUUACAAGAUUUUAAACAGCAGAAAUGCUGGUGACAUUUCCCGGCACGAUUGCAUGGCCAGCGUUGCCCAACGUCUUGCCGAGGCGAUUUUCGGUAUCAGCACUGGCGCGGCGUGCAGCAUGGUUGGAGGAUGGCUUGGAGAAUUGCUUGGAUGUACUUGGGUUGGACUUUCGGGUGCUGCCCAAGUAUGUAAACUUGUCAACAGAAUGAAGGAUGUGAUCUCCAAUGCAGUGAUAACGGGUGGAACAUAUGGCUUACUUGGAGCAGGUUGA